CCAAGGCAGCCAAGCCCCAACAGGGACCCAAGGCACCACAGAUUCCGCGCAAGCGACGCACAGCCAUGGCUGCAGCAGCCGGCCACGCCGACAGCAACAUGCCGGGCAGUCCCAAGAGGCCGGUUCCCCCUCCUGUGCCAGUUCAACGGGCAGAUGAAGAUGCACUCGCGUUUCUCGAGCGUCUCCAACAGUAUACGGAGACCACUGCCACCGAACUCCGCACAUGGGAGAAGGAGGAUGCCGCCCGACGGGAAGCCAUCCGACUCCAACAAGAAGCGGAACAGGCAGCACGUCAGAAGGCCGCUGCCGACUCUGCAUCAGCCGCACGGCUGCAGCAGGAGCAGCUCGAGGCAAGUCAGACUCAGGCUCGGUACCAGGCUGCCAUGAACCUUCUCAACGAAGAAGCCGCAUACGGCAGAGUACUUCGACAACAACACUUCCGAGCAGCUGAGGAACAAGAAGUACGGACCGAGGACGAGAGAAACAGGGAAACUACAGCAGUCUUGAUUGAGAACCUGCUGUACACGUGCAAUGGGCAGCAACGUGAACUGUUGGCUAUGCGGCCGGUCCUCAUCCGCCAUGAAGGCAUCUUCAAGGCAAUGGAUCAGAACAUCACUGCCCUGCAGGCCGACACUGGCAUGCUGCAGGCCGCCGACAGCCAACAGCAGGCCAUCAACGACCGAUUGCAGGACUCCGUCGAUGCCGGGAUGGCACGACUAUCCGCAGUUGAGUCAACUGGCGGUGCAGUUUCAGACGGCAGCCCAGCUUUGGCCGCGCAAGCCAAACAGCUCGAUGAGCGGAUCAAUCACAUCGUCGGAUCCCUUGGCGACAUCAGCAAGUUUGCCGGAACCUCGACAGUCAGCAGGCAAUUGAAGACGCUCAGCGAUUAAGUCCAGCAACGAGCAGCCGCCAAGGAAUGGAAGAUGCCGAACUUCAAGAUCGAGAAGUUCGACGAUUACCAUAAG
Molecule: messenger RNA, 965 nt
Organism: Chara braunii
Lineage: Eukaryota; Viridiplantae; Streptophyta; Charophyceae; Charales; Characeae
Source: the annotation of a GenBank genome assembly